Molecule: messenger RNA, 1030 nt
Organism: Microstroma glucosiphilum
Lineage: Eukaryota; Fungi; Basidiomycota; Exobasidiomycetes; Microstromatales; Microstromataceae
Exons: 3
Coding region: 78-956 (292 amino acids)
Biological process (GO): methylation
Cellular component (GO): eRF1 methyltransferase complex
Molecular function (GO): protein methyltransferase activity; S-adenosylmethionine-dependent methyltransferase activity; nucleic acid binding
Source: RefSeq, a predicted model, not a curated record
CUAGUAGACCCCUUUCAAUCACUAUUGCUGAGCUCUCCGUCUCUCGCGAAGUCACGUCUGUCUUCAUUGAAGGUCCGAUGCUACCCACUCCCUCGCUUUCACAUCUGAGCAAAGAGGACUUUACCCGCGUCUAUGAGCCGGCAGAGGAUACCUUUAUCCUCCUCGAUGCGCUAGAAGCCGAUGCGGAGCGCCUGCGCCAAGAGAAGCCCAGGCUGGUCGUUGAGAUUGGGUCUGGCUCUGGCUGUGUUAGCGCCUUUGUAGCCGCCAUCUUGGGCGACAGUGAAGCUGCCUACAUCUGUACAGACCUCAACCCGCAUGCCGCCCUCUGCACGUCAAAGACGGGGAAAGCGAAUGCAGCCCGCCUAGAGCCGGUCUUGACGAAUCUCCUCUCCUGUCUUCUACCACGGAUACAAGGUCGACGGAGAAGCGCCAGCACAGAGCUUUCCGCCACCUCUCACGAAGGUCACGAGGAUCUGCGUGAAGACGAGACAAGGACCAGCGGGCUCGUCGACCUGCUUCUGUUCAACCCGCCUUAUGUGCCAACAUCGGAGGAGGAAGAGGCACUGGCGCAGCAGGACCGUUCCCUCAGCGGAUCCUGGGCGGGCGGAAGUCUGGGGACGAAGCUUUUGCACAGUCUCAUUGACGAUGCAGGGCAGAGCAUUACUUCACCGCGGUCUGUGUCCGACGGGGAGGAAGAAGGGGAGAUCGGCUGGGGCGAGGCUGUCACUGACCCGACAACAUCGAGGCCGAGACCGAGGCGAAAGCGGCGGCAGGGUGGAAUCGAGUCGAUCCUGUCCCCUCAGGGCCACUUCUACUGCGUCGCAAUCCGGCAGAACGAUCCGCAAGACAUCGUGCGGCGGUUAGAGGCUCGUGGGCUGGCUGCAGAAGUUGUGCUGGAUAGGAAGGCGGGGAGGGAGCACCUGUUCAUCAUACGUGGGAGCAAGCAGGGCGUCUAAUGUAUUUUGCUUGGGAAUUUCGGUACCGUCAUGAUACACCGCCCCAUUGGGCCACACCCAUACCAUCGUCAUCG